Molecule: messenger RNA, 1483 nt
Organism: Sorghum bicolor (sorghum)
Lineage: Eukaryota; Viridiplantae; Streptophyta; Magnoliopsida; Poales; Poaceae
Product: auxin response factor 4
Exons: 4
Coding region: 836-1099 (87 amino acids)
Biological process (GO): response to hormone; regulation of DNA-templated transcription
Cellular component (GO): nucleus
Molecular function (GO): DNA binding
Source: RefSeq, a predicted model, not a curated record
GAUUUUUAGUCCUAUUUUCUUUUCCUGUUGAAUUUGUAGAUCCUGACACCUACAUUCUGAAUGUAAGUUCAGUUCUAAUUGAUAAUUGGAAUGUGUGUAUUUACCUAGACAAACGGAUGAAUAUAUUCAAAUCUCAUUUUAUUACUGAACUUGAGUUAUUAGCGUAGUUUUGUUACAGAAUUCGAUAUCUAUAAUAAUUACUAUUUGAACAUACAAGUAGCAAGAAGGAUCAUGUCAGUGCAAGUGAUACAGACAAGCCUGAAAAUGAUGAUGGACAUUUUCCAUUUUUCUUUGUUUCUAUUUUCUUGUAAUGACAUUCCAUAGUCUUGAAGUUUUCUCUCCAUUUUAAGUACUGAAUUGUAGGUGGCAGCAACACAUUCAUGAAUCGAGGAUGUAUUGUGCUGAGUCUUUGAUUUCUUUUGAAUCUCCUUUUCUGAAUCUAAAAAGCAUUUUAAUGAAUCUGGUUUGAAUCGAUACAAUGAAUCUUUGUUUAAUUUAUUACUUGAUUCAUCCCAAUAUAAAAGAAGUAGUAUUACUUGAUUUCAAACAAUUAAUCGAAACAAUUAUGGUUGCCGGAGAAUAAAAGAAAGUAGUACUAACUGAUUACUCACUGAUUUCCCUUUCAUUCCUACUAAUUACUCUCUUCGUGAUGCUGCAUCUAGGACCAGUGUGCACCCAACAUGUAUUGUGUUUGGAUCUACAGGUGCUGUGUGAAAUUGACUAUUUUACCUUGAUUAUCUUGCAUGAAACCAUAACCUGCAUUUUGUGAAAUUAACUUGCUGGUAAUCUCUAAAUGUCAAUGUUAGGAUGAGCCCUUCAGAGUUCAUUAUACCAUAUGAUCCAUAAUGGAGUCAGUAAAAGAACAAUUAUUUUAUUUGGGGUGAGAUUCAGGAUGAGGUUUGAAGGGGAAGAGGCACUAGAGCGGAGGUUUACUGGUACAAUAGUUCGCUGUGAAAAUCUUGACCCACUAUGGCCUGAUUCCAGUUGGAGAUACUUGAAGAAUUGUAAGCUGAAAAAUAAUCUUGCCCUACUAGGUUUCGGUUGGCCAUUCUUUCAAAGUCAACUUAACUGUGAAAUAUGGACAGUCAAUGGACAUUGACCCGGAAUUCAGAUUCUAGGAGAACAUUGGUUGCCAUAUGCCAGUUAGUUUGAUCCAGUUUCCAACCCUUCUCCUUGACUUGAGAAGUAAACAUGCCUGAGUCAAUUGUCACUGUGCUCGAGAGAAGUGAUGAAGUGUGAACUUGAUCAAAGCUGAGUAUAUGAUAUGUCACUGUGUUAUUGUUGUAUUUAUGUCUCUUAGUAGCAUGUCCUGCCUGCUUGUAUUGGAAGUUGGCUAACUUUAGCUUGCAGGCUUUGUCCUCGACCACGAGUAAUGUAUCUAUGGAAGCCAAAACUGUUGGAACUCUCAGUACUUGGAACCUUUGGAAGCAAUAAUUCAAUCAUGUUAAAUUCUUCCUAUCUUGAUAUAAAUAAUGUUGCAUGU